AUGCCAUCUGCUGAAAAGAUUGAUGGCCUCCCGCGGGACUCCCCAGAAAGCCGGGGUAUCGAUCCUCAGGCAAUAAUUGAUUUCCUGGAGGAUGGCAAAGCCUCUGGUGUCGAUUUCAAUGGCUUCAUGGUCUACAGCAAGGGUGCCGUGAUUGCAGAGGGCUGGUGGGACCCCUACCGUCCAGACCUUCGACACAUGAUGCACUCCGGGACAAAGGGGUUUCUCUCCGUUGCGGUCGGCAUGGCUGUCCAGGAGGGGUAUUUCGCGCUCGAGGAUAAAGUCCUGUCAUUCUUCCCGGAGUACGUGCAGACGGUCGUGGAGACGAAUUCGACGACUGAAUUGGCCGACCAGCUGACGGUGGAGGAUCUGCUGACGCAAACAUCUGGGCAUGAUCAGGGAUCGUCGGGCGCUUCGUGGCGCGGUAUCACCACUAGCUGGAUAGAGCAGUCCUUCAAGAUUCCCUUUGCGCAUAAACCCGGUACCUUCUUCAGGUACAGUAGUGCGACGAGCUAUCUGCUCUCGGCCAUCAUACAUCGGACGACUGGCCAGAGCACCAAGUCGUUUCUCAUGCCGAGACUCUUUCAGCCGCUUGGAAUGAUCGGUGUGACUUGGGAUGUCGGUCCUGAGGAGAUCAAUCCUGGUGGGAACGGUAUCAGCUGCAAAACUUCUGACUUGUUAAAGUUGGCCCUUCUUCACUUGCAAGGAGGAGUCUGGGAGGGGCAGCGGCUGCUCAGUGAAGAGUGGGUAGCGAAGGCCACACAACCGCAGCGAGGGAAUGAAUAUGGCUACCAAUGGUGGGUCAGCAAAGACAACGAUAGCUACUACGCUUAUGGAAUGUUUGGACAGUUCGCAUACGUGUUCCCAAAGCAUGGGGCGAUAUUGGUGAUGACAAGCUCAUCACCACCCGGUGAAGAGGUGGCUCGCUCCCUAGUCCGACGCCAUUUCCCAGCUAUUUUGGAGCCUAAAGGUGAUCCUUCCAUCUUUUCAGAAGACUCGUUCAAGAAAUACCUAGAAGCACUAAAAAUCGAGGCACCCCAAGGACCAGAGCUGUCAGAAAAGGCAGACGAGAUCUCAGACCGACUUUUUGUGGCCAGGCCAAAUGCAGAUGGAGUCGAGGCCUUCGCCCUUCAUUCGGAGCAUGAGAAGUACGUUUUCCAUCUGUGGGACAACCGAGGACUUCAUCGAGUCGAUGCGGGAGUAAAUAGGUGGGUUGAGUCAGAGACAAGCGUCUCUCUCGCAUCGCUGCAUCAUAGCUAUGAUGCACCACAAUUGCUGGUGUCUGCUUGCGGGAGCUGGUCGAAACCGGAGACCUUCGAGAUGAAGCUUCAAUUCAUCGAGACCGCCUAUCAAGAUCAGAUUGUCGUCCGCAUAGUAGGAGACAGAAUCGCCGUCCUGGAAAGGGGCGUCAACGUCAAUUCUAGUGGAACGCAAAGACCACCGAUCGCGGCUUACAUGCUCGACAAAGGUAGCGGAGUCUCUGCUGGAUUCCGCAUUGCUGAUCGCGCAAGGGCAGCACGAAUGUCGACUGAAUUCAACCAGCUAAAAACCAUGCAGGUAUUCCCAUAUUCAACUACUAGUACUUCGCUCAACGAUUUGCUGGACAACGAGGAGACAAAAGCUGCUGUGGUUGAGGAGUUCGCUUAUCUGAUAUCACAUCCUAUGCUCAGCAAAGGACGCCGUUAUACCCUUCGCAUGCUGGCGGCCUUUGUGCCCAAUUUGAAGCCUGAGGCACUUGAGAGGCUUGACGGAAAGUUGGGGAAGAUACCAUACUCUUGGGACUGA
Messenger RNA from Exophiala aquamarina CBS 119918, 1782 nucleotides. RefSeq lists its product as uncharacterized. The transcript has a single exon. Bases 1 to 1782 code for a protein of 593 amino acids. Lineage: Eukaryota; Fungi; Ascomycota; Eurotiomycetes; Chaetothyriales; Herpotrichiellaceae. The record is from RefSeq and is a predicted model, not a curated record.